Aspergillus candidus is the source of this 870-nucleotide messenger RNA. Its product is annotated as thioesterase family protein. The transcript has a single exon. Bases 1 to 870 code for a protein of 289 amino acids. Gene Ontology annotation, cellular component: peroxisomal matrix. Gene Ontology annotation, molecular function: fatty acyl-CoA hydrolase activity. The record is from RefSeq and is a predicted model, not a curated record. NCBI's taxonomy places the organism in Eukaryota, Fungi, Ascomycota, Eurotiomycetes, Eurotiales, Aspergillaceae. Gene Ontology annotation, biological process: acyl-CoA metabolic process; fatty acid catabolic process.
AUGGCAGAGACAACUCUAGCACAACAGAUAGCGAUCACCGGACUAGGCAACGACCAGUUCAUCUCAGUCCACCACCCAAUCCGAAUGGGUGCGCUCGCGUCCUUCGUGUACGGCGGAAACACUUUGGGGGUAGCCAUCAACGCAGCCUACCAGACAGUAUCCCCAUCGCACCAUCUGUACUCUAUAUCCGGACACUUCGUACGGACCGCCCGCGACGACCGCAAACUCCUCUGCCGGAUAGAGCGCAUCCGAGACACGAAAAGCUUCCAGACGAGACACAUCCGAGUAUACCAGGAAGAGGACAACAGCUCGACACCGGCACUGUGCCUGCUCGCGUCCGCAGACUUCCACACGGAGGAGGACGCCUCUAUGGCGCUAUACUCCGCAACACCCGAAACAGCGACCCGCAAGGACGACCAAUCGUCCGUCCCUCAAGACCGCGACAUCAACCUCCUCUACCAGAACAUCACGCGGUUUACGACGGCGCACCCCCUCCCGACACCCACCUCGCGGCUCCACGACGCGCCCUCGAGGAUAAGCGCGGAGCGAUUCCACGUUCCCACCCCGCUUUCGUCCGAAGCGGAGCAGAUCGCGGCACUCGCCUUCCACAUGGAUAAAGGGCUAGCGUUCAUCCCCGUCUCGCACAGUGGACACAUGCUCUCGCAGGUGGGGGCGUGCGCGACGCUGGACUUUUCGAUGCGGCUGUCGACGCAUAGGGUGGAUCUCAGCAGGUGGCAUACUAUGGAGCAGAAGACGAUUGUUGCUGGUAAUGCGCGGGCGUUGAGUGAGGCGCGGGUGUGGGAUGAUGUGGGGGGGAAGUUGGUUGGGACUAUGAGCCAGCAGACUAUUUUGAGGCCGGGGCGGCUUUAG